GACCGCUGUAUGCGUUGGCCUCCAGGCGUGGAAUGGAUUGGCUGGGGGCAUUGUCCUCUGGGUCAAAUCACAUUGCAUCGACCUCACUCUUAACGUUGCGUCAGCUGAAUGCUUUGGCUCAUAUAUGUCUGAAUUAUGCUGUUUCCUUGUCCCUUGCAUGCGCGAUCGACUUAUUCAGUUUGUUUCUUUCACAUUUACCAAAUGAUUGGGAUUCACACGGUUUUUCUUCUGGGAUCUUCCACUCAUCUACCCUUGCCAGUUUGGUGUGCCAAGUCCACUAACUGGUCACUUGCGUCCAUUGGAUGUGCUGGUGUUGUAUCCCCUUGUGCCGUACCCGCUUACGGCCUUAUCGCAAGCUGUCUUUUCAGCGUUUGGGCCUGCGUUCAGUCCGCCAUGUCGAUCUGGUUCCCGAGGGUUAUUGAGGGUUCUGGAUUGGUUACAUCGGAUGAUCUAUGCGCUUCAGUUUGUCCGCUCUCUCCUUUCUACUGCACGGUACCCGCUGUCAGCUCUAUGAUGCUGUCAUUUCUGCGCUCGAACAGCCAUGCCGGUCUAGUUCCCUUGAGUUCUCAGGGGUCCUGGAUUGUUUUUCAUCGGUUGAUCCACUUGUGAAGGUCCUUUAUCUAUAUACUGCCUUUCUGGAUUUUGGCUUCGAUGCUGUGUUGGUUUCUUUAUUCAGGUGUUUCAUGAGUGUGUUCUCCGAUUGUGGGUUGGUUUCAUUGCCAACAAUCGGGCACCUCACUUCUACUUGAAUCUUUCCACUUCCCCUUUUCUUCUUUUUCACCACCUUCCCACCACUCCUCUCUACUAGCAUGUUACCGGGUCGUGUCCUCAAUUCAGAA
This is a messenger RNA of Cantharellus anzutake, 839 nucleotides long. RefSeq lists its product as uncharacterized. Bases 136 to 609 code for a protein of 157 amino acids. Lineage: Eukaryota; Fungi; Basidiomycota; Agaricomycetes; Cantharellales; Hydnaceae. The transcript has a single exon. The record is from RefSeq and is a predicted model, not a curated record.